This is a messenger RNA of Penicillium atrosanguineum, 1479 nucleotides long. RefSeq names its product putative tRNA methyltransferase (gene trm82). The record is from RefSeq and is a predicted model, not a curated record. The transcript is spliced from 3 exons. Gene Ontology annotation, cellular component: cytosol; tRNA methyltransferase complex; nucleus. NCBI's taxonomy places the organism in Eukaryota, Fungi, Ascomycota, Eurotiomycetes, Eurotiales, Aspergillaceae. The coding region runs from base 1 to 1479 and encodes 492 amino acids. Gene Ontology annotation, biological process: RNA (guanine-N7)-methylation. Gene Ontology annotation, molecular function: tRNA (guanine(46)-N7)-methyltransferase activity; protein binding.
AUGGCGAGCUUCCAACACCCUUUCCAGUGUCUGGAGUAUGUCAAUCGACAGGCAAACGGCCAACAGGACGUGCUGGUUGCCUCAGCAGGCCGGAAACUCUACACCUAUUCCGCAGCCACUGGGCAGCGCCUGGAUGUAUGGCCCCAGGACGUAGACAGCUCGGAAUCUGCUGCUACAGCUUCUACAGAGGGACAGACAAUCCCGGAAGAAAGCAAAAAUGCCACCGAAGAACAAUCUGAGCAGAAGAAGGCGCCAAAGAAGAGCGCCAAAACCAAGGCUCCGGUUUGGACCAAUAUUCCCCUCAUGGUUGUCUCUCGCGACAGCAAACAUGUAGCAGUCGUCACCAGCGAGGACAAGUGUAUUCGUGUUUUCAGCUUGGGUGAAGAGGGCAAGCUGCAGCAGCUCAGUUCUCGAACAAUGCCAAAGCGUCCAAGUUCAUUGACACUGACACCUGAUGGUCAAACUCUCCUGUGCGGUGACAAGUUUGGAGACGCUUAUUCUUUGCCAUUGAUUCCUGAGGGGUACGUGAAGCGUGCUGAGCCAAAGCCACGCAAUGUUGGAAUUCCUGCGGCGACACCACUCACGGUACACACAAAGCGCAAUCUGGAGACCUUGGAACAGCAAAAGCGAACAGCCCCCAAUAAGCCCGCCCCGGAAGAGAAAGAAGCUCUAAACUUCGAGCAUCAGGCUAUCCUCGGCCAUGUGUCGGUCCUUCUGGAUUUGAUCUCCGCAUCUGUGCCUGGAGAUUCGCCUGACAGCCCCACACGAAACUAUGUCCUCACUGCAGACCGCGAUGAGCAUAUUCGUGUCUCUCGCGGAGUUCCUCAAGUGCACGUCAUUGAGCAGUACUGCCUGGGGCACACCUCUUUUGUCAGCAAACUCUGCAUUCCAUCAUGGGCCCCCAAGGUACUUGUUUCUGGUGGUGGCGAUGGCUACCUGAUUGUCUGGAACUGGAGGGCGGGACAGAUCAUCCAGAAGAUUUCACUUAAUAAGGCUGUGCAAGCCCAGGACGUCAUUGUUCGCGGUAUCUGGGAGGUUUCUCUCCAACAAACCGCUGGUCCCGUGAACGCCAUUCUGGUUGCGUUGGAAGGGUGCCCAGAGCUUCUGUCCUUCACUAUUGAGGGUGACAAUACCCUCAAGCCCCAGGGUACCAUCCAGCUCUCCGGAAAUGUUCUCGACGUGACUGGUAUUACCUCAAAGGGAACCAUUUCCGUCUCUGUGGACACGGUCCGGGAAGCUAGCUCGACAGAGAUGUGGAAAUCGAGCCCUAGCGCAUCUCAGACUUUGAUUGAAUCCUUCCAAGUCAGUUCCUCCCCUGGAACUCUCACCUGGAGCCCGGCAGAUGAUUCAAUGACGACUGAAAUCAACGCUGCGGGGACUACUGAUCUUCCAGCGAGUCUCGACGGGAAGGACAAGAAGACAUUCGAUGAUUGCUUAUACACACUGGGAAAUCUUCGAAAGAUGAAGUUUGAUGAUUGA